AUGAUUUUACGAUACAAUUUUCUUUUCUUUUCUACAUUUUUUCUCUUUGUUUCUCUUAUUCUCUUCAAAGAAAAGAAAAGUUUCUCUUAUUCUCUUCACCUUCCUCGUUUCUCUUAUUCUCUUCACCUUCCUCGUUUCUCUUAUUCUCUUCACCCUUCCUCGUUUCUCUUAUUCUCUUCAAAUUCUCUUCAAGUGUUUCUCUUAUUCUCUUCAAUUCUCUUCACCCUUCCUCGUUUCUCUUAUUCUCUUCACCCUUCCUCGUUUCUCUUAUUCUCUUCACCCUUCCUCGUUUCUCUUAUUCUCUUCACCCUUCCUCGUUUCUCUUAUUCUCUUCACCCUUCCUCGUUUCUCUUAUUCUCUUCACCCUUCCUCGUUUCUCUUAUUCUCUUCACCCUUCCUCGUUUCUCUUAUUCUCUUCACCCUUCCUCGUUUCUCUUUUCUCUUAUUCUCUUUUCUCUUUAUUCUCUUCACCCUUCCUCGUUUCUCUUAUUCUCUUCACCCUUCCUCGUUUCUCUUAUUCUCUUCACCCUUCCUCGUUUCCUUCUACUUCUCCAAUUCCUUUCUAUAUUAUGUGUUUGA
Messenger RNA from Acanthosepion pharaonis, 579 nucleotides. The record is from the annotation of a GenBank genome assembly. NCBI's taxonomy places the organism in Eukaryota, Metazoa, Mollusca, Cephalopoda, Sepiida, Sepiidae.